AUGGCGCGUGGUGACAGAAGAGACGGGGACAGGGACCGCGGGCACGACGGCAGGGAGGAGAGGGGGAGGACUACCAGGUCAGAGGCACGUGCGGAGGACCUCGACUCUCUCAGAACCCAAGUGGAGAAGGUUGAAGCCAAGCUCACACGCACUUCGCACUUAGCACUCCAAGCAAGCAAAGACUCCGGCGAAGUGCGCUCAGCCCACCAGCUCGUGCUGUUUGUCAAGGGGCUAGUCCGUGAGCGCCUCAAAGAAGUCGUCGCUCUUUACCAGAGCGAACGCGACGCGGUAGUACAAGGACUCAAGGAGAAAGGCGCUCCACUCAAAGUACGACUCUACGACGCUCUUCUCAAGAAGCUCCAGGAGUUCGCUGCAACAGAAGCAGACUCGGUAGCAAAAGAGCUCUUGGAGCUGGGAGCCAGCUCGGUCCUCAGCUCCGUGACUAACGGGGCCAAGCCUCCAGAGGGCGACGUCCCCUGGGUCCUCGUGCUUACCUUCAGCUACUCGGAGCUGGGUCAAAAGGCCAAGCGGCUUUGGUGCAGUGCAAACCUACGCCCGUGUUUCGCCAAGACAGGAGGUGGUUGGCCGGAGCUGGGCUGGAGGCUUAGCGCGGGCAAUCCCGCCGAGAGCGAGGACUUCCCUCUACCGGCACCUGGGUUUGUGGAACAGCCCUCUUUCGUCGCCACGUCCGGUUGGGGACGCGACCAAGAGGGUUGGAAUCGAGACCGGCAGAACUGGUGGGUCGAGCCCACCGAGGAGAGCCAGCACUGGGACUGGCAAGAGCAAGCCUGGGAAGAGGGUCCCUUCACACCCGGCGUACCGGCACCAGGGCGAGGCGCACAGCCAAAGCCCUACCGGAACAAGGGUGAGCGGGCACCCCCGCCGGCGGCUCCUGCAGAAGCGUCGGCCACAGAAGAACAGGCCAACCCGCCCGCCAAGGCGGAGCGGGAGGACCCGCCGCACGAAGCGGCAGCGCCGGAGCCCGCCGGUGAGCCUACGGCCGAACCGGCAUCCCAGCAGUGGGUGUUUGUACGGGACCUGCUCGAAGAAGGGCAGGUGAUCCCAGCGGGCAGCCCCGCGGAAGGAGCCACCGCCACACCGGCACCUUCCACGGGAGCGGGCCGACCCGCCGAGGAGGCGGGCACUGCCAACCAGUCCCUCGCGAACUCCACGGUCGAGAGCCUCCACCAGCCAGGGGAGGAAAGCGAGGACGAUGGCAGCACAACAGAGUCCAGCCACGGGACUCACAGAAGCAGAGGCAGCCCUGGGCGCUUCCCAAGAAAGGACCCAGAGGCUGGAGCAGCAGCUGUUGCAAAUGCAGCAGCAAGCGGGAAGCACCGCUACCGCGGGAGGACCCGCCAGCAGCGCGGCGCCACCGGCGACGAGUGGGAAAGAUUUGUGUGGCAGUUGGAAACCUAUGCCGCAAUGAUCGAUCCCAGCUUCCCCCAACACUUGGAGGAGGCCCGGAAAGGGUCAGGCGACGACGAAGACGACGCCACCCUGACGACCGAAUCCGAGGAGUACCGCAUACUUAGUGUAAAGCUUUUCGGGAUGCUGGUCAGUUUGGUCAGCGAGUGCCCCGCGGCAUUCAAGAUUGCGCGCGGGAUCCGCCGCCAGGAUGGGUUCUUGCUGUGGAAGCAGCUGUGGAAAGAAUUUCAUCCUGAGCAGGCGAAUCGGGGCCUGAUCUGGCGCAGGGCGAUCCUGAGCCCCAAGUUUCCCCACAAAGAGGCCGACUUCGCGGCAGCGCUCCAGGAAUGGGAGAGCGACCUCGCCAAGUACGAGGCAGAGUUCGGGGCCGACAAGGCCAUCUUUGAAGAGGACAAGCACGCUGUCUUGAUGCUGACGGUGAGAGAGCCUCGGACAAUGGCAUCUGAGUGGGGUGGUCCUGCGAGCUCCCUGUAUCAAGAGCCGCAUCCGGCCUACCACGGCAAUCAGUACAUCUACGUGCCCGAUGUGAGACCACGGGUGUUGGUGAGAUGGCAUAUGCGGCCGCGUGUGGGAUUAUUCCAUCCGGAACAGACAGCUGCGCCAAUUCCUCUCGGUGCCCUUACAGGACAGCGACGCACGCUGCAGGGAUUUGCCAAUGCGGACAGGGUCAUUUGGGAUGACCGCUUCACAAAUCCAGAUCGUGAGAGGUCACAUGAAAAUCUGUGGAGAGGACGCACAGAGCUGGAAGUAGACCCAGAUGAACUGGCGAGACUCCAAGGGAGAAACGAGGACUCCGAUUAG
This is a messenger RNA of Symbiodinium sp. CCMP2592, 2229 nucleotides long. Lineage: Eukaryota; Dinophyceae; Suessiales; Symbiodiniaceae. The record is from the annotation of a GenBank genome assembly.